AUGACACGAAAGAAUAAAGGAAAAAGUAGGAAGAGCAAUAAAAGCAGAAGCUCUCAAAAGGUAAUAGACGCAUACCAGAUUGCAGAAAGACAGGAGUAUAGGAAUAAACAUGGAGAUCACCAAGGACAAGAUGAGGAUGAGGGAAACUAUGCGAAUGAUUUAGCAUUUGAAGAGGGUAUAUUGGAUGCUCGGAAGCUUUUAAAGGACGGGCAAGAAGAGGAAGAUUUAUUGGAUGAAGAAAUAGACUCAGAUGAAGCUUUGGGAAGUGACGAUGAUUAUGAUGUUUUGGACAGUAAAAUCUCGCAAAGUAUACGAGAUAGGGCCAAGAGGAUGAAGAUAGGUCAGGAACGCGAAAGAGAAAGCGAGAGCGAGAGCGAGGACGAAGAAGCUUAUGAUAGUAUUGACGAAAGUCAAUUAGUAACCUUGUCUGAAGCUUGGGAUAUGGAUGAUCGAGAUUUAGCACUAUAUCAGGGUAAAGAGAAAAAUGAUAUUGUUUUGAACGACGAUUGGAAUUCUGAAAUCUCCUCUAGCGGUGAGAGCUCAGAUGAGGAAGACGGAGUGGAAGAAGACUGGGGUGAGACUUCUAGAAACUUAGAGGAGGAGGAGGAGGAGGAGGAGAAGGAGGAAGAAGAAGAUGAUGAUGAAGAAGAAGAAGAAGAUGAUGAUGAAGAAGAAGAAGAAGAAGAAACCGAUGAGGAGGAUAUAUUUGCUCACGAUUCUGCUGACGAUGAAGAUAUAAAUUUGACAAAGACAGCACGACAGUUGAAAAAGAAGUCCGAUAGCUUGAAACCAAAAGAACGCAAGAAAUUUAUUACUGAAAAUCGUGAUGAGCACGAGUUUAACGUACCUAGUGGCGGUCAAUCGUUAUCUCUAGAAGACAUGAUGCGAGCAGUGAAAGGUAACGCUGGGGAUGCAAUCUUGAUUGAUACAAAUUCAAAAGUUAUAGCUACACCUUUACCCAAAAGAAUUCAGCAGAGAAACGAUCGUGGAGCAGCUUAUGAUUUAGCCAAGAAAGAAGUCAGUAAAUGGACUGAUACGGUUCAACAGAAUAGACAAGCUGAAGUGUUGAAGUUCCCAAUGCAGCAGCCAGACUCAUUUACAAGUGACGACGCCAACACGUUCAGAACAGGACCUAAUCAAAAACCAUCGUCUGAACUAGAAAAGAAGGUGAAUGAUGUGCUUACUAAAUCUUCCUUGCUCGAUGAUAAAAAGGAAGCAACAUUUGAAGAGAUUGCUGUGGCAAAGCUAUCUGCAGAAGAGCUAUCUAAACGUACCAAUGAGUUCAGAUUAAUGAGAGAAUUGAUGUUUAGAGAAGAAAGAAGAGCCAAAAGAUUAAAAAAGAUCAAGUCCAAACAGUAUCACAAGAUCAAGAAGAGGGAGAGGUUGAGAAACCAAAACUUGGUUGAAGAAGCGGAAGGUAUCAGCGACAAUGAUGAAGAAGAUAAUGAUAGGAAUAGAGCACAAGAACGAAUGAGUCUUAAGCACAAAACACAACUGAAAUGGGCGCAAUCUAUGAUCAAGAGUGGAUUGUCUAAAGAUGCAUCUAAUCGUGAAGAAUUGGAAGAAAUGUUGAGACAAGGGGAGAAAUUGAGAGAGAAGCAACUAGGUAGAAAAAACGGGGAAGACGAUGAAAAUGAAGAUGAUGGAGUGGAUGAUAUUGAGCGAGACUAUGCAAACGAUGAGGAAAAAAUUGAUAGAAGCAAAUUGGGCAAAGGUAUAAUGGCGAUGGACUUUAUGAAGAAUGCAGAGCGGAGGAAAAGAGAAGAGAAUAUCAAAAUGAUUGAGCAAUUGAGGAGGUUUGAAAAUGGCGAAGAUGAUGGGUUAGCGUUGUUUGAAGAAGAUAAUGGUGCUGUGAACUUGACAAAAAACCAGGGUAGGAGAGUUUACAAUCCAAUCGCCAUAGAUAACAGCUCUAUUAGUGAGCAGGUUUUGAAUGAAGUUGAAGAUGACAAUGCUAAGAACUUGGCAAAAAAAGUGAACAAAGUCAAAGUUGUUGUACAAGAGGAUUCCAAGAAACAAGACCCAAAUGAAGGGGAAAAAGUGGAGCAUGCUGAUGAUGAUAAGUUCUCGUUCAACCCAUGGCUAUCCAUUGGAUCAGAGGCUACACCUUCCGAACCCAAACAGAAAUCCAACAAAGUUUUUGUAGUUGAUGAAAAUUCAUCCAAGUUUGAAAAGGCUGCUGCUAAAAUCGCAAAGCAAAACCUUAAGAAACAUAAAGCUGCAAAAGUUUUGAUUGAUACAAAUGACACAUUGGCAGUGAAUGAUAUACACAACGACGAUGAUAACAAUGUCUCUGAUGUUGAGAACGCCGCGGUUCCACAAAUGUUUAAGCAAAAAGAUUUGAUUAAAGAGGCAUUUGUAGGGGACGAUGUGAUUACGGAAUUUGAAAAUGAGAAAAAGAGGAUUAUUGAAGAUGAAGAUGACAAGGAAGAAGAUGUAACAUUACCAGGAUGGGGUGAUUGGGUUGGUGGUAAGUCCAAGCCAAAUUCAAAGAAACGGAAAAUUAUUAAGAAGAUUGACGGUGUGAUGCAAAGGGAUAAGAGGAAAGAUAAGAAUCUAAAAAAUGUCAUUAUAAAUGAAAAAGUCAACAAAAAGAAUUUGAAAUAUCAAUCCACUGAUGUUCCAUAUCCAUUUGAAACGAGAGAACAAUACGAAAGAUCACUUAGAAUGCCAAUAGGACAGGAAUGGACAAGUAAAGAAACGCAUCAAAGAUUAACUAUGCCGAGAAUCAUAACCAAACAGGGUAUGGUUAUUGAUCCAUUGAAAGCUCCGUUCAAAUAA
Lodderomyces oxycetoniae is the source of this 2781-nucleotide messenger RNA. RefSeq lists its product as uncharacterized. Lineage: Eukaryota; Fungi; Ascomycota; Pichiomycetes; Serinales; Debaryomycetaceae. The record is from RefSeq and is a predicted model, not a curated record. The transcript has a single exon. Gene Ontology annotation, cellular component: nucleolus; small-subunit processome. Gene Ontology annotation, biological process: rRNA processing. The coding region runs from base 1 to 2781 and encodes 926 amino acids.